Molecule: messenger RNA, 524 nt
Organism: Mycetomoellerius zeteki
Lineage: Eukaryota; Metazoa; Arthropoda; Insecta; Hymenoptera; Formicidae
Gene: Rpp20
Product: ribonuclease P protein subunit p20
Exons: 3
Coding region: 7-459 (150 amino acids)
Biological process (GO): tRNA 5'-leader removal
Cellular component (GO): nucleolar ribonuclease P complex; nucleus; ribonuclease MRP complex
Molecular function (GO): nucleic acid binding
Source: RefSeq, a predicted model, not a curated record
UCCAGAAUGGCCGAGAUUGAUGGCAGUUCAGGAUUAAAUAAGACCGUCUCCGAACAAAAGGGUGCAUACCGCAAAAAGUUGUCGUUGAACGAGCACGCUCUACGAAAGCGGCAAGCCUUCAAGUUCGCUACAAGUAACAGAGAUAUCUAUGUGAACAACAAGACGCCUUUCAAGGGACAAUUAUACAAAUGCGAGAAACUACUCGACAAAGGUGCUUCUGAGCUGAUCAUCCAUGGACUUGGUGCUGCUGUGUGCAAAGCAGUUAACUUGGCUCUGCGAUUGAAGGAUAUUCAUCAUAACACUUUAGAUCUUGAUGUUAAAACCUCUACCGUCACUUUAGUAGAUGAUUUAGAAGCAUUAAAUGACGAAGUGGACGACGAGAUAAACAGCAGGCAAAACUCUUCUAUACACAUACGUGUCAUUAGGAGAGUGCCAGUGGCUGUGUUAAGAUCUAAAUAGGAACAAAUUGAUAUUGAGACUUUGUAAAACGAUAUGUUUAAGUGAUAAGUGGGUAGAUAGAGUGA